Symbiodinium necroappetens is the source of this 1314-nucleotide messenger RNA. Lineage: Eukaryota; Dinophyceae; Suessiales; Symbiodiniaceae. The record is from the annotation of a GenBank genome assembly.
AUGGUCAACCGCGGACACCUGCCGGCCCACCGCCUGGACCGUGCCACACGUCCCGAAGUGCCCACAUGGGUCCGAGUGCGGGGAGUCCUCGAGGAGGGCGAAAUCCCGAAUUUGAUCGGGAGGUAUGCUCGAGUCAAGAACCGGCCUGACAAGAACCAGUUCCUCUACCUCAUCGCCCCGGAGUUGGCCGAGAACGCCAAUGCCCGGAAUCACGAAGAGUGCAGCCAGGCUCUGGUGACGGCCAUUGACAAGGGAGCUCACGGACAGUUCUGCCCACGGCGCCUUGGGAGACGCAGCCCGGCAGGCUUUCCAGAGCCUGCAUUUGCCUUGAAGCCUUCGAGCUCGGCAGCAGAUUGGGCCAUGAACCGCAACAAGGCUCUUCUCGAUGCUCUCAUGGGCGCCAACCGCGAUGCUUCCAAAAAGGAUAAGCUCAACAGUGAGCCUGAGUUCAAGAAGGACGAGUACUGCAAGUCCUUCCUUGUCGGGUACUGCCCGGGAAAAACGUUGGGCCGAGAAGUGGAGAGCCUCCGGGCGGAGUUUGACCCCAAGAGCGUGAUCCCUCCUUGUAACAAGCUCCAUUCGAUCGGAGUCAGAGAGGAGUUCAAAGCCCACAAAGACUAUCAGAAAUAUAAACGUAGAUAUGAGGAUGAUCUCCUCCAUCUUAUCGACAAAGGCAUCAGGGAAGUUGAGGACAAGGUGGCACGAGAAAAGCGCAGGCAUACUGAAGGCAUCGCAGUGAUGACGGACCAGGACCGGCUUUGCGAGAUCUGUGGCCUAAAGUACAAGCUCCGCUUUGCGGACAUCAACGUUCGAGAAACCGAGGGAGGGAAGUACAAGCCCGACAUCCAUCCGGAGUCCGAUUACCACAAGAAUUAUGUCAAGCUGCGAGAAAAGCAGAUUGAGUACGAAAAAAUCAUCAAGGCGCGGUCAGACGGAGAUGACAAAGCGGCAGACAAGGAGUCAUGCCAGGGGAGUUGUGUCGAAAGGACGAAAAAGACAGAGACCGAAAUCGGGACAACGGUGGACGCAGCGGCUCUCGCCGCCCUCGCGACGAUGACCGUCGCCGCGACCGGGAUGAUGACGAUCGUCGAGACCGUCGCGACAGGGACGAGGACGAUCGCGACCGCAAUGGGGACCGAGACCGUCGAGACCGUGGUCGUGACCGUGAUGAUGACCGCGAUCGCCGCAGCAGCAGGAGGAGCCGUGAUGCUCGGGAUGAUGAUCGAGACAGGUGUCGCGGAAGUGCGGACAGGGACAGGGCCUUUCUCGUUUUGUUUUGGUCGGCUCCAUCGCUUCCACGUGUCAGAGAUGUAA